Drosophila bipectinata is the source of this 10937-nucleotide messenger RNA. Its product is annotated as fap1 adhesin. NCBI's taxonomy places the organism in Eukaryota, Metazoa, Arthropoda, Insecta, Diptera, Drosophilidae. The record is from RefSeq and is a predicted model, not a curated record.
CUUGCGCGUCCAUUGCAAAAAAAAAUUCCUACACUACGGCUCGAAAUUUCUGCUACUACAAGACGACUUUAAUAACUAAAAACAAAAAGAUGCUGGAAAAAGCUCUGUAAAACGUGAACCAUUAAAAAGAGUGAUCCGCUAUUCGUUAAGUGAUUUUUAUUCGACACAAGGAAGAGGUAGGCUUGCUGCAACCGUUUGCGGCAUCUUCGUUUUCGCGUCGCUCCUUGGCUUCCCCAAACCCAAGCCACAGCUGCUCAUAUUGGCCUGAAAAAUGUCCCUCGAUGGUGCCCGGCUGCACUAUGUGGACAAGGAAGGGGCUACUGUGGUGGUGCCGGCGAAGGGUCGCUCCUUCCAAGUGGGCGCCUACCUUUCCUGCGACUUGCUCCUCGGUGGCGAGCAAGGGGAGCGACUGAUCUGCGAAAUAAUGCGAGAUGCAUUCGGCAGGGUGUACCUGUACAAUAAGUCUAUAAGUGAGACCAUCCAUUUGGAUGACAAGGCCAUCUUGCAGGGCAAGAAGCGACCUCUACUGCACGGCGGUCGAAUCAAAAUCUUUGAUCAGGACUAUACAUGGGAAUUCCCAAAAAGUGACGAUGCUGAGGAUGUACCCAGCACUCCAGAGCGCUUGUCGCCUGCCGAGCAGGGCUCCAAUUCCUGCCCAUCGCUCAAGUCCCACCGAGCGCAGAUCGACAAGCGCCUCACCGUACACAACUUCCACUACAGCAUAAACUCGGACGACGAGGGCAACACGUCCAUAGAGUCGCGCGACCAAGACGAGUCCCUUGCUGAAGCGGAAAAUGACCUGAAUUUGACGGCGCCACCCAGCUUGGAUCUCAUGACCUGCGAAACGCCCAAGGUGGAUCUGGUAGAAGCUACACAGAAUAAGGAAAACACCACCUCGACGCCGGCAAGUCACCAGAAGCUGCUGAUGCUCUGUGCCCGCUCCGACGUGGUCAUCACAUCUUUCUCGCCUCGUGAGACGGGAGUUAAGAUUGAAAAGUCAUUCACAUGCGUGCGUAAGCCAGCGGUUCCGACCAUUGCGAACGUAUCAACGCCGAAGAGCGUUUACAGUACACCGAAAGGAGUACUCUCGGAGCCGAACGACGACAGCUGCAGCCGCGAUCUGAUGGACUUCAGUACUCCCUCCACCUCAAAGAAGGGCAAGCGCGAGUCGUCCAUGUUUUUGAUUGACUUGACCACUCCCUCCAAGCUGCGGUCCACCAUCAACGCCAAACAGCUGCCAACACCGAUCAGCGUAGACAGCACUGACGAAUCCUCCGAUGGCUCGCCGAUGGUCAUCGAUAUAACCAACUCAGCCACAUCACAAUCGCCUGCAGUAUCCCAACUAAAGCAGCAGAACCAGACUCCCCGCCGGCUAGUUGGCGCCCCUGCCACACCAAAGCGCACACCCCAAUCCUUGAUGAAGCGGGCCCUGCUUACAAGUACAAAGAAGCAGAUCGCUUCCAAUUGUGCUGAAGCGAAAGGCUCCCCCACAGCCACUCCCACUCACAAGCGCACAUCUCUGCUAGAGGCGCGUCGCCAAUGCCUAACCACGCCGCGCCGCCUGCCAUUCCACCCGCACCGACAGACGCCCGUGCACCGACCCGGCAGUAAUGAGGACAGGAACAAACCACCGAAGACAUCGCCGCGUAAAAAACUGCCUCAGAAUUUGGGCACUCCUCGCGAAAACAAACUGUCCCAGCUUCGGAAGAGUCUCGCCCUGUCUAAACGCAGUCCAGGCGUGGAUAAGAGCAACAGGCUGGUGGCCAAGGCAUGCCGGUCACUUAACUCGCCGAAAAGCGGCUCUCCUAAGCCGGCCUCACCGAAGCCAGAGUCGCCGGUUAACCGCCUAACUUUCAACGUGUCUGAGAAGUGUUCAACUCCCGAACAGAACGACGAAUCGACGUCGGAACUAAGCCGCACUUUCACCAUAUUGGAUGAAAGCCAGGACGGAGACAAGAGCAAAGCGACAUCGGUGGUCGAAACGGUGGCAGCUCUUGUUACUGGGGAGGUCAGUUUUCAGAUCGAAGAUAGUGUUAAAGCGCUGGAUAAGAGUCUGCCGCUUCCUUUAAAGUCGGAUGAGACUAAAACGGGCCGUGUUGCAACUGAUUUGGAGUUAAAGGAGAAGGAAAUAGAGCCAAAGGAAGAUACAAAGCCGUCUGUAUCUGUAGAUGCUGGCCAAGUAGAUGCAAAUGAUGUAAUUCCCGAUUUGGAGCCGCAGUCAUCAAAAGCUGUGGAAGUUCAAAGUGUCGGUGACGUCGAAAACCCCGAAGAGGAUCCAGAAACUGCUCCUAUUAUAGAAGAGAGCAUCUGUGAAGAGGUUCAAGUUGAUAUACCCGAGAAGAGCCUCGAUGAAGCCGACAAGACCUUUGAAGUGGUAGAGGACAUUAUAUGCGAGGAGGUGCAGACUGAGGUUAAACCAAACGACAAAGAAGAAGCCGCUUCUCCAAUUAAACACAAAGAAACUUCGAGUGUCCAGCCACAAACUCCAGUGACCCGUAGAAGCUCACGACGCCUCUCGGUUGAUCAGAGAGCUGCGGUCACCACUCCAAGACGUAGCUCUCGCAGGGCCUCGAUGGAGGCUAGCAAGAAAGCGGAGACCGAUACCACCAAAAAACUAAAGCGCAGAGCCUCCUACUCCGCCGUAGAGAGACAUGAUGCGACUACGCCUCGUCGUAAGCGUCGUGUAUCGGAGGAUGUGUCAACGCCAACGCGACAGUCGAAGCGCUUACUAAACACUCCGAAAAAGACUCUAGCUGUGGAUGAGUCUGUUGGCGACAUGGGAGUCAUAGUGGAGGAGACUUCCCAUGAUCACGGGGAGAAAUCUAUUAUUGCCGAUGACGAAGAUUACGGAAACGAGUUGCCGGGCGACGAGGUGGACAAGGUCGACUACCACGGCCUCAGGGACUUGCUGAAAACACCAAAGAGCUGCAGCACGCCGCGGUUCAAGGGGCUGCGAGAGAUGAUGCGGACUCCGAAAGUUCCUGCUUCUCCCAUUUUGGACAAUAUCGAAGAGAUGCUGGAAAGCUCAGCAGGCAGUACACCCCAUCAUAAGAGCAGCUCUGUUUCUGCGGCUCACGUCACUAUAGAUGGUGGCAAACUACUAGACAGAGUUCUGAAGACUCCCAGCGCCAGAAACAUAAUGGUGCCCAAUGAUCCAGCGAGUGCAGUCCUCAAGUCUCGCACCGAUUCCGUAGCUCCUACUACCGAGUACAACUUGAGCAUGGGAAACGCAACGCUGCACCUGGACAAGAUCUUUGACGAUGUGGAUGAGACCGCAAACGACACCGAAGUGGAGAUCAAUGUUACCACCGUCAGCACUGUUGCAGAUCCACUUGAGAAAUCCACAAAGAACGACUCCAUUUCGUCAGAGGCCCUGAUGAGUGUCUGCAGCACCACUUCCUUGAGCGCCCUCAAGGAUCCGCUGACAAGUACAACCUAUAAAGGAGCCCUACAGGCGGACCAGCACAUUGGCGCUAAAAAUGAGCACAGACCGGCAUCACCCGAGGACGGUGAGAUGAGCGGCAUUCAACUUCUGGACCAGACUUCAGAUUCAAUGUUCUCCGAACCUUUGAUAGUGUCAGGUGUGGAUUCCUGUGACAUAACCGUAGAGGAGACCAAAGCGGACGUUCCUAUCAAGCUGGCGGAAGAACAUUCCGAAGAUCGGUCCGAUACAGACUCCACCGUAGGUCUGACGGAGCCUCUUGUCAUGAGCGAUGAUGAUGAGGAGGGCUCCGGAACGCCCAAGAAGUCUAAGGACAAAUCGGCAGCAGAAAAACUAGAUGAAACCGUUAAAGGAGAGUCGAUUGUGGACACCCUGGAGGAAUCUGUUAAUCAAGAAGUUCCUGCUAAGGAUACCCCAAGCAAUGAUGAUGUAUCAUCAGCUGGCGCAUCCAUCUCUAAAGCAUCAGAGAAACUAGAAGAGUCUCAGAUUGAGAUCUCGUUGAUUGAGGCAGAUGAGAGUGCAGCUGAAACCGACAAGUCCUUGGUCAUUGAGCUAGAUGAUUCAAGCGACACUGAGACACCACCUAAAGGUACCAAUGAGUCUGCUUCGGUUGAUUUGACUAUUCUGGAUGGUGAGACAUCGGAAUUGGCGGAAGAAUCCAAAUCAAUCUUUGAAAAUGAGACCUACUAUCUGGAUUCUACAGCGGAGUGCCGAUCAGUGAAUCAAUCGAGAAACGUGGACUCGGUAAUUGAUAUUUCUAAAGCAACAGAUGUUCUUUCCAAUGAGACCUCGGAAGAUGUUUCCAACUAUAUCUCUCCUGAGGUAGAAUCUGAGCCUUCUGUAGAACCAACAGAAAGUAUUUCUGAACUGUUGUCAGCUACAGACGAUGUCGCAGUUCAAGAAGUUCCUGAUGUAUCGUCCGAGAUUAACUCAUCUCCUGGUCCUGAAAAAGCUGAUCCACCGGUUUCUGAUAACAAUAGUGAGGAAGUUUCUAUCGCCAGUGUGUCAGAACAGAGUCGUGAUGAUAACCAAGAUGUAUCCUUCGUAUUACCAGCCGAAGAUGCAUCCGUAGCUGAAGAAGCCAUUACUUCAGACACAAACAAAGAGGCCGAGGAAACUGCUCCAAUUACCAUCGAAGAGAUCCCAUCAAUGGACAAGGAAUUUCUAUCAGAUGCAGCCAUUAAUGAUGGUAAGGAGGAAGUGGCAGAGGACAAAGAAGCCACUCCAGAAGACAAUGAGGAUAGUCCCUUAACAUUGGCGAAUCCUGCAGAAAGUGAGGGCAAGGCUCAACAGACCAAAGACAACGAAGCUGAGGCUGUCUCAUCAGACGUAACAGUGGAGGAUAAUGAUAUCUUCGAGGAGUCUUCAGUAACUGAUAAGUCUGUCAAGGAGGCUGUGGAAUCAGAAAACAGCGCUGCCAAGAUUGACAUUCCUUCUUUGGAUAAGCCUGCGUAUCAAGAUCUCUCUGAAGAAACCGGUAAAGCCGAAAAAUCUGAUGAGAAAACAGAAGAUGUUGAAACUGAGAUUCAAUCUAAGGAAGAAAGCCGAGUCCAAGAAGAAACCACCACUUCAGUUGCUGAAACCCUAUCCAACACAACUUCUGAAAUAACCUCCGCCGAAGUAGAACUAUCUUCUAACAACGAUAGUGAUGUUUGUUUCAUGGAGGAAUCUCUUUCUCAAAACCAAGCCGAUGAAACCUCUGAAGAUGUCGACAACUUUGAUGAGAAGUCUGAAGUAUUGGAAUCUACAAAUGCUGCCUCGUUUACUGGCAACGAUACUUCCAUCCCAUCUUUGGACAGAUCCCUUCAAGAAACUCCCCUUCUCGAAAAACCAAAGGACACAACCACUUGUGAUGUCAAAGAAUCUGAUGAGAAAACAGAAGGUGCAAAUAAGGCAGCUUCCUCCCAAGUUGCUUCAAGUUCUAAUAUCGAGGUACUUCCUGCAGCCGAACCUUCUAGCCAAGCAGACAAAACUUUGGGCAACGCCGAAGACUCUAUUUUAGAUACAGAGACAGAUACUCAGGGCGUAGUCGAUGUCUCUACCUCUGAUGCAAAGACGUCUGCUGAUGUUCUCAAGAAGGGUCUUGAAGAAUCAAUGCUUGGGGAAACACCCGAGAACGACAGUGUCCAAGUGAACAGCAUCCUAGAAACCGAAUCAGUUCAAGAGCCAUUAGUUGAAGAAACCGCUCCUCAUAAUCUGUCUAUUGCUGAGCUCACUAGGCUCGAUGCGUUCGCCAGUCUUGAAGAAGAAACGGAUGAGGUUAUUCAACUGGGUGAAGAAGAUUCUGAUGGUGCGCCUGCCGAAGAAGUGAUUUCGGCUGAAGAGAUUGAAGUUCCAAUUAGCGAAGAAUCCACCUCAAAAGAUACCAUUCAAGAUGCAGAUGCCAUCGAAGAAGCUAAGGAUGUAUGUUUGGCUGACGAUUCUACAACUAAACAAAAUCAGGAGCUGAAUAAAGAGACCGCAUUGGAAAACGCUACUGAAGAAGUUAAAGAAAUCAAUCCACCAGAACAACUUGAUGCACCUUCAACGAAGAUUAUUUCUCAACCUUGCAACGAUAUUGCAGCUAAGCCAGAGAUCUUAAAAGAUGCUGGCCCGAAGAGCUCAAAACCAACUCAAUUUAAAGCAGUUACUGAUGAAGCUAUUGUAGACACCGAAUCUCUGAGAAGGUUGGAUAUGGAACUCGAUCAGCUAGAAGAUACAGCCCUGGAUCAGCCCGGCUUUGACAUCGACGACGACCUGGAGAUCCUAAAUGAUAAGCCAAUUCAGGUUUCUGGUAAAGAAGUUUCUGAAAAGCAAGAAGAAACUUCGGAGAUCGAAACUGCUUCGAGCAACACUCUCAAAGAAUUGGAAUCCAAUCAGGCAGAAGAACUAGAUGUACCUUCAACGGAGUCGAUUCCAGAUCAACCAGGCAUACCUUCAGAGAGCCUCAAUAAUGUGGAUUCUGAAACCACAAAACCAACUCAGGUUUGUGAAAAAGAUGUUGCUGAAGAGAACGAAGUUACCUUUGAGACCGAUACUUGUCCGGAGGACGCAGACAAAGAAUUGGAAUCCAAGCAGCCAGAAGAACUUGACGCAUCUUCUACAAAGUUGGACGACACCGAGGUUUCGGAUGAAGACAAGGAGAAGGAGCCAAAGACAACUAUUGAUGGAGAGGAUACUCAAGAGCAAGAGGUCACUAUUGCAGCUCGCCCGAGCAACCCAACCAACCAGCCAGAAGAUGUGCUUUCAAUAGAGUCGGAGGAUCAACCCUCUAUCACUGAAGACACCGAGGUUCUGGAUGAUGUGGUCAAGGAGCCAGAAGCAACUCCUGCUAAAGAAGUAACUGAAGAGCAAGAGAUCACCUUUGAGGCCGAAACUUGUCCGAGCAACCAACCAGAAGAUGUGCCUUCGGAGUCUAUCAGGGAUCAACCCUCCAUCGAUGACUCUGAGAGCGUAAAAAAUCCUGAGGUUCGUGAUGAAGAAGUUACGGAGCAGCAGGAGGUUACUAUUCCGACUGAAAUAUCUCCGAGUGACGCAGACCAUGAAUCUACAACUGAAGUUCAAGCUCCGGAUGUUGUUGAGGACCUGGCAAAGCCUUCUAACGACAUUAACGCAUCUCCUGAAAAUUCAUUCCAAACUGAAAACGAAAAUCAAAAUGAUUCAAUUCUUAUUGAAGAUGAUUCGCUCCCCGCCAAGGAAACUCAAGAAUCAUUGAAGUUAACGGAGAAUCUUCUUGAAGGAAUGGAAGAAGCCCCAGCAUCCACAAAGGAGCCGAAUCUCGUAAUUGAGAUAGAAGAUUCCAGUUCCAGCGAACAGGAGUUUGGCAAAUCCGCGGUUGAUGUAGAUAAGCCCGAUGAAACCCUCAUAAUUGAUGAGGAUAAAUCGUCUUCAAAACAAUCAGAAACCAACAUCCCUGAUGCGGACAUUCCACCUACCACCGAUGACACCAAAGUAAUGACCUCUAACGAUCUCCCCGAAGAUGACAAGAAAUCGCAAGAAAGCAAAUCUGCCCUAGACGCCGUAAUGGAAGAAGCUCAAGAAGAGCCACCUCAGAGCUUGGAUGACCAAUCAAAGAUGGACACAGGUGUAGAUCAGCCUGUGAAGCCAUUGGACACCGAACCUUCCAAAGAAGCUACAGACGCCACCGAAGCAAACGAUGUGACUAUUAUUUCAGAUGACGAAUCUGAAGGUUCGCCUAAAGAAGAAGGAAACCAAAUCCCUGCCAAGGAGGAAAAAGCCCCCACAAACUUGACUAGUAUUGAAACAACAGAGGAGCCAACUCCACAAGCAGAAGCAGUGUCUCAUCCCAUUCCGAAGCCAUCGAUCGACGAAGAAGACACCCCCAAGGAGGAAAAAGCUGUUAAGCGAACGACUAGAAAGGGUUCGGCCCAUGCCGAUCCACCCAAUGAAGCCAUUGACUUGGGCAGGACGAAGAGACGUGGCCGAAAGCCAUCAGCUGAUGUGGUGGAAGAAGCAACUGACCAAAAGCCGGAGGAAAGUUCCAAGCGGCGACUCCGAAAGCCAUCAAAGGACGUCGAGGAAAGCAAACAAGAGCACGUUGCUAAAUCCCCCAAAGGUAAGCCGAAACUACGCGGGCGUACACCGUCAUCCGAGGUUGCCGAAGAGGUGGCACAAGACCACAAAGAGGCAGAAGAUCUACCACCCAUCGUGGAGGAGGCCCUUGAAUCUCCUGCACCCAACGAACAAAGCGAGGAACAUGCUCCGACUCAUAAUGAAAAGGUCAACAGCAGCGACAAGUCGGAGGAGGUUAUUCAUUCGGAGGAUAAGAUAAAUUCUGAAGAAUCCCCGAAGACUAAUGCUGAGGAAGUUGCGCCAAAGAAGGAUGCUGGUGCAGAGCACAAAGGAGAUCACGAGGAGCCUAAAAAACGACGUGGUCGCAAGCCCUCGGCAGACGUGGCAAGCAGUUCCUCAAAAGAUCCUGCAAAGGAAGUUGCAACGCAUGACUCUGAACCUCACAAGAAGGAGCAGGAGCUACCUUCUAUUCCAGAGAAGGAAUCUUCUGAGUCGAAGGCAACGGAGACGCCUGAAUCUCAUGAUCCUACUGAAAAACCAAAACGUCGCGGACGCAAACCGUCAAACAACGUCGUCCACGCAGACGUAGAGAAGCCCAAACGUAGGGCGAAAACUCCAGCGGACACUGACGACUCACCCGAAAAGAAGACACGCCGGAUUCAUCGCAAAGCCUCGGCGGAGACGGUCGAGUUGCCAGAGAAGGAACCUUCGCAGAAAAUUGACGAACAGGUGGUACUUGAUCCAAUUUCAGAAGAGAAGCCUUCGACAGAGGCCAAGGUGGAGGACGAAAGUGGCAAAGCAACAGAGCCAUCGCCCCUGCUGGAGAAGGAGGAACCCAAGACGCGACGCCGUGGUCGAAAGCCAACUGCAGAAUCGGCAGAGAUCCCAUCCAACUUGGUAAAAUCGCCCGAACCAUUGGCCGAAAAGGAGGAGCAUAAGAUCCGACGACGUGGUCGUAAGGCGACGGCCGAAACAGUGGAGCUGGCAACCAAGGAGGAUCUUAUUAAGGCUGGACCUAAAACGGAGACGGCUCACGAGACUCCGAAGCCGCUGGCGGAAGAAGCCGAACACAAACCACGGCGACGUGGUCGCAAACUCUCAGUAGAGGCAGAGAAUGUGUCAACUUUGAAGGACUUGGUACAUUCCGAAGCUGGGGAGAAGUGUGCUACACCACCAAAGACUGAACCAGAGCCGCUGGUACCGGUUCCAGAAGUGGAAGAAGAGCCUAAGACGCGGCGACGUGGUCGAAAACCCACAGCAGAAACAGUGGAGAUUCCAGCCAAGAAGGAGGCGACUCCUGAAGCGGCUCCGGUUGCGGUUUCGCGUCGACGCGGGCGUAAAGCUACCGAAGACGAAGACCACUCGACCAUGGAAUCGAAACCAAAACGUCGCGCGCGCAAGGCUUCUGUGGAGGAGGUGAAAGACGAUGUCCCGGUGACGCCACAAGUGGAUCUUCCUUCAGUGGUAGUGGUAGCACCCGAGGUGGUUGAAAAGAAGCCGGCUCGCCGUGCUCGCAAGGCUUCCUCCAAUGUGGACGAAUUGACCCCAGCAAAGAAGGCACCUGCCAGACGUGCACGAAAGGCAGAUGCGUCCCACGACGACGAGCUGGAGAAGCAAAUCAACCUGCAUGAUCUACCUACCGAGAACGUGGAUGCCGUCAUUGUCACAUCCGCUUCGGUUGAAACUCCUCAGGAUCCGGCAUCGAGUGGUGAGGCUGCCGAAGAAGAGAUGACGCCGCGCCGCCGUGAAGGUCGCAACCUGCCUCGCAAAAACUAUGACGAGACCUCCGACGAGGACAAGCGCAGCUCCUCGCAUCGCCGAGCACGAAAGCCCGCAGUUACCAAGGCUCCAGUGGCUGAAGCGCCGCAGGUGACACCCCAGAAGAUUGUGCCACCUGUUGAGGAAGUUGCCACACCGGUGAAUACAAUGCCACCUCCUGAGCCGACGACCUCGCAACGCCGCGAGGGGCGCAACCUGCCCCGUAAGAACUACGCCGAAGCGCCGGAUGAGGACAAGCGUUCCGCGUCUCGUAGCCGGCGGGUUCGCCAACCGACUGUUAAAGCCCUGGAGUUGAUUGUGAGCAACUCCCCACGGCCGGAUACGCCGAAAAAACGAAAGGGAAAGGCUGCAGCGGGUGAGGAACCGCAAGAGAAAAAGGUGGCCCAGGAGGCACCAGCGCCGCAAGCCGCUGUCGAACCGGCGCCAGCUGUUACAGCUCCAAAGGCUCGUGGUGGACGUCGCAAGGCGGAGGAGAUUCCUGUGGGCGAACCUCUGGAACCGGAGGUGGAGGCAAAGCCAGCGAAAAAGAACGCACGCGCUCCAGCUCGCAAGGCCAAGGCUCCGGUUGAGGCUCCGGCGGAGGAUCAUCCGCCCGCCAAAAAGAGCCGCGUUGCGUCCCGCGCCAAGACGCCAGUUGCAGCGGCGGAAGAGGCAACCCCCGAACCAGAAGUGCCGGCGAAGAAGCCCGCCGCCCGAAGCCGUGCCCGCGGCGGUGCCAAAGCUGCCAAAGCAGCUGCUGUUGUGGAGGAACCUCAACCACCUGCCCAGGAAUCGGAAACCGAAGCUCCAGCCUCGACGGCAGCGCGCGGUGGACGAGCUCGGAAGGUCCACUUUGAGGCCAGCAUAACUCCUGCGGAGGCAGCCGGCAACGAAGCGGCGGCACCCAAACGAGCCACUCGCUCGCGCCGGAAGUAAUUUAUUUGAGUUUUGAUUCCAUCGUUUUAGCUUAUUCCUACAUAUAUUUUUUAUUAAUCCAUUUGUUAUUAUUUAAAUCACAUUUGUAAAAAAUUUUUGGAUUUUUUAAAUUUCGAGUCAGGAUAAUUGUAAGUUUUAUUGUUAUGAUUCGCAUCAGUCGUACGUAAUUGGCACGCUUUGAACGUAAAUAAAAACAACACCUUAAUAGGCCUAAGUACGGUACCAUAAUAAUUAAUCGUAGUUUUAAUACAAGAACUUAUCGCAGAUCCCAAAAACAAAAUAAAGAAAA